Molecule: messenger RNA, 2118 nt
Organism: Symbiodinium sp. CCMP2592
Lineage: Eukaryota; Dinophyceae; Suessiales; Symbiodiniaceae
Source: the annotation of a GenBank genome assembly
AUGACCAUCACAAGCAGCUUGACAAGCACGUCCUUAACCGGUACAACGACAUCGCAAACAAGCACCUCUUCCACUCUGUCCAGCAUAUCGACCACUAGCACAUCAGCAAGCAGCACGCAGACAUCCGUCACUGUGACAGAGACAACCGCUACGCUUACAACUACUACUGAGACAACAACAAUUUACUUCUUCUGCGACAUCGGCUACGACAACUGGGAGUUGAGCUGGUCGAGCAUGAAGAAGGAAUGGUGCUGCGAGAGAGAGCAGAAAGGUUGCCCUUCAACUACAACGUCCACCGGCACCAGGACCAGCCGCACGAGCACGUUGACAAGUGUGACAGUGAGCUCAACUUCCACGACAACGGCAACUUCGACCUUUAGCACGUCGACCACGCAGUCUAGCACGACGACCAGCAGCAAGUCGACUUCAAGCACCUCCACCGGUUCUACAUCGACAAGCAUUACGCUCAGCUCUGUCACAGGUACUACAUCCACGGUUACCGUGGUAACCACCACCGUCACAUCGACAGCUUGGUUCUUCUGCGAUGUCGGCUACAGCAAUUGGGAGUUGAGUUGGUCAGAUGCAAAGAAGGAGUGGUGUUGUGACAAGGAGCAGAAAGGAUGCCCUUCAACCACAACGUCGACUAGCACUGCGACCAGUCGAACUUUCUCGUCAACGUCUAGCUUGACAAGUACAUCUUCCACACUGACGACGGUUUCGGACACUAGCACAUCUUCCACUCUGUCCAGCAUAUCGACCACCAGCACUUCUGCAAGCAGCACGCAGACGUCAGUGUCUUCGACAGCAACGACAACCACAGGAACAACCACCACCGAGACGACAACGAUGUAUUUUUUUUGUGAUAUUGGCCACAGCAAUUGGGAGGUGAGUUGGUCAAACUUGAAGAAGGAAUGGUGCUGCGAGAGAGAGCAGAAAGGUUGCCCGCCAACCUCGACAUCCACAUCCACCGGAACUAGCCGUACUACAUCCUCUAGCACCCUGACAUCUGGAACUGCGACGAGUACGAUCUCCUCCUCUUCGAGGACCGCCUCACAGACCAGCACGGCUACGAGCUUGACCACGACGAGCUCGAGCAGCAAGUCCUCCAGCCAGACGUCCAGCACUUCAACUACCGAAACGUCAAGCAGCACCACCUCGACGCCGAUCCCCCAAUGCCGCCAGUUCCUGGGUGGCGUUCCCCUCUUGGGCAGUGGCACGUGCCAGGGUGGGGAAGAUGGAGAUCUUUGCUUGGCUGGAAAGCAGGUCUCUCAAGAGGGCUAUGCAUCAUGUGGCGGGUCUUCCUCUGGCCAGCUGCUCUGCCCUGUGGGUUCUGCCACGGCGGUCAGCACAGGAUCCAGCGCUUGCCAAGUCUGCGCAACCCUGGUUGCUCAAGACUGGGGCACGCAGGGCUACAGAGUUUACGGUGACAUUCGCUGGAGUCCGGCAGCGAUCUGCGACUCGAGUGGCCCAAACGAGUCUAUUAUUGACGGCUACAGUGUGUGGUUUGUAGACGACUGCGGCACAAAGUUGGAGCUCGUGGGCACAGUCGCGAAGAAGCACCAGGAUUGGUCAGCAGAACUCCUGGAAUGCUGCCAUUCCUCCUGGUAUACCCUGUAUGCGGACGGCGUUAUGGCACCUUCAGCCACGGUUGGCUUCGCCAUUGUCCUGCUCCAGGGAACGGCAAGCGUUCCUGGCCCCAUUUUGCCUGUCUUCCGUCGCACGCAGACUACCACCACCACAUCAAUGACUGUUUCGACAACAUCCACGGUGACUAGCUCGCGGACGACAUCAAUUUCCUCAGGCACGGACACCACCACGGCCACCACGAUAACUUCAACUACCACUAUUUCCUCCACAACCAGCAGUACCACGGUGACGCGUACAUCGACGACAGCAUCAACUUCCUCAGGCACGGACACUACGACUGCAACCUCGACACUAACACUUACCACCACGACAGCAUCAAGCACAACCAUGACGAGCGCAGUCGUCCUUGAGGGCUGUCUCGGCCUCUCAAUGGCGGACACCUCAUCGUUUACGAACGCCAGCAACCUAGCGGCGGUUCACCAGGUCAUUCGCGAGACCGUGGCUGAGUCCCUGGGUCCCGAUGUCUUGCCC